GCGUCCACACCCUCAUUUGCUUUCAACCACACAGACCCACACAAGAGAGGCUCACUCCUGCAGUACUGGUGUGAGAACAAUUGAGGGGUCAUGGCUUUCGCGGGGACGACCCAGAAGUGCAUGGCGUGCGAGAAGACGGUGUACCUGGUUGACAAGUUGGCCGCCGACAACCGUAUUUACCACAAGGCUUGCUUCCGGUGUCACCACUGCAAAGGAACCCUCAAGCUUGCAAACUACAAUUCCUUUGAAGGAGUUCUCUACUGCAGGCCACACUUCGAUCAAAUUUUCAAGAGAACUGGCAGCCUUGAGAAAAGCUUUGAAGGUAUCCCGAAAAUUGUCAAACCAGAAAGACCUUUGGGCAGUGAGAAACCCGCUGCGGCUAAAGUCUCGGGCAUGUUUGCUGGAACAAGAGAGAAAUGCUUUGGUUGCAAGAAUACUGUAUAUCCAACUGAGAAGGUGAGUGUGAACGGAACUCCGUACCACAAAAGCUGCUUCAAAUGCAGCCAUGGCGGUUGCACAAUAAGCCCGUCAAAUUACAUCGCACAUGAGGGCAAACUCUUCUGCAAACACCACCAUGCACAACUCAUCAGAGAAAAGGGCAACCUCAGCCAGCUUGAGGGAGACCAUGCUGGAAACGAGAAAGUUGCAGCUAGAGAAGUUGCUGUGUGAGACAUAAAGAACAGCAUCUGCUAUACUAUGUUCUUUUCUCCCUCUUGCAUUCUCCUUCCUUUCUGGUCAAGACUGUAGUUUCUGUCGUCUGAAAGGCUUCAUGUAUCCAUUUUGUUCUACUCGAAAUGUGUUGGUCACCGUUUCUUGAA
Messenger RNA from Syzygium oleosum, 818 nucleotides. RefSeq names its product LIM domain-containing protein WLIM1-like. Gene Ontology annotation, cellular component: actin cytoskeleton; plasma membrane. NCBI's taxonomy places the organism in Eukaryota, Viridiplantae, Streptophyta, Magnoliopsida, Myrtales, Myrtaceae. The coding region runs from base 91 to 669 and encodes 192 amino acids. The transcript has 5 exons. The record is from RefSeq and is a predicted model, not a curated record. Gene Ontology annotation, biological process: actin filament bundle assembly. Gene Ontology annotation, molecular function: actin filament binding.